AAAAAAAAAACUUUUAUGGCGGCAAGACGUGUUUUGAAAACUCUUGUGUAAAAUUAUUAAUUUUAUAUUCAAUUAACGCGUGUCUUUCAGUUAUUUGUGUUUUAAGAUACUCUUAAAUAAUUAACUUUCUGGUUUUUCAUAAAUUUGAAGCGGUCCCGACUGUUACAGUCGGGAUCCGAAACCAAUGUCCCACAAUAGAGGUGAUGGCGCAAAUGAAACUACAAAUCACGUAAAUAGCUCCGAGACAAUCCUACAAAAUGAUUCCAUGGACUUAACACAACGUGAUAUGGACUUCGAGUUACAGGAAAUGACGACUGAUAAUGGUGAACCGAAUCCAUCAGUUGACCUAAGUUCACCUAAGGUCAAGGGUAAGCUUAAGGCAAGACAGUUUCCCAAGGUUAGUACGGAGACAGUUAUUACGACAGAACAUUCCUAUGCAACCAAGAGGAAGGACGACGCUGAAUGGACAUUAGUUACCAAAAAUCCAAAACGCCGUUAUGUGUUUAACCCAGAAUUAUCUGUGGGCACAGAAUUAAGCAUUAUUUGCAAAGAUAUGCUGCCAAAACAAUUUGCGCUAGCGAAGCUGCUAAAAAGUCAUGAUAUUCUAGGUAUCAUUAGAGUCAGGUACGUUAAUUCAUAUAAAGUGCUUGUCCAAUUUGAUAAUGAAACCAGCGCUGAGCGGCUUAUGUCCAAGGUUGCUUUGCAUGAGGAGUUGGGCUGGCGGUGCCAAAAAACAUACGAGGUUGGUGUUUCUUAUGGCAUUAUUAAGGAUGUGGAUUUAGAUUUAAGUGAAAAAGAUAUGAUAGAGAGUAUGACAUGUGGAGUAGAAAUAGUUUCAGUAAAAAGAUUAAGUAGAAAAAGUUCAGAUGAAUCAGGAUGGAAGGACAGUGAGACCGUACGUGUAUGUUUCAAAGGCCCCAUAUUACCACCUUACGUUUAUAUACAUGAAAUGCGAGUUAAGGUUGAACCAUACUUAUUUCCAGUAUCACUUUGUGCCAAUUGCUGGCGGUAUGGUCAUACAAAGAAAACGUGUUCCAAAAAAUCUACUUGUCCUAAGUGUGGAGGCCAACAUUCAAAUUGCGAGACAACUGUAUUCACAUGUCGUAAUUGCUCAGGAAAUCACAUGGCUUUAGACAAAAUUUGUCCACUCUACCAAAAAGAAAGAAACAUAAGGAAGAUUAUGGCUGAAUUUAAUUGUACAUAUAAAAAGGCGUUGAAUAAAUAUGAACCAGGUUCUAGUAGCCCGCCAGCCCCGGCGGCAUCAAUGUAUCAGGAAAACUUUCCCCCUACGCUUAGGACAACUGAGACGACUUCAGUGGCUGAAAAAUCAACAGUGGAGCCUGCGGUAAUCGAACCAGCAUAUGCAAAAGUAGUGGUGACCCAAGCUGAAGUUCAUAGUGAUGCCCCAGGUAAAAAAAAAAAAUCGUUUACUCCAUCUAAAAAGGCAAGCCGUACUAAACCUAAACGCAGGAAGGCCGAAGUGAGAGAAAAAGAUGACAGUAUAUCUGAUAAUAACUUAUCAAGUAUGAAAACUGAUGAUAAUGACGUUCUACCAGAAAUAACGAGCAAACCCAAGGAACCAAACAGAGAACCUAUACUUUAUGGAAAGAAUACUUUGAUAAGAGAUCAACAGAGAAGGGUAUUUGGUACAAGACGAUCCAACCUCAUCCUUUAA
Messenger RNA from Cydia fagiglandana, 1675 nucleotides. RefSeq lists its product as uncharacterized. The coding region runs from base 185 to 1675 and encodes 496 amino acids. The record is from RefSeq and is a predicted model, not a curated record. NCBI's taxonomy places the organism in Eukaryota, Metazoa, Arthropoda, Insecta, Lepidoptera, Tortricidae. The transcript is spliced from 2 exons.